This is a messenger RNA of Arabis nemorensis, 1875 nucleotides long. NCBI's taxonomy places the organism in Eukaryota, Viridiplantae, Streptophyta, Magnoliopsida, Brassicales, Brassicaceae. The record is from the annotation of a GenBank genome assembly.
AUGUCAGGAAUUGAAGAAAACGGUACCUUUGACGAAAUUAGGGAGAGAAGAUCAGAUUUUGAAAUCUCGGAAGAUGAAAGAAGGCGAUCGAAAAUCGGGAAUUUGAAGAAGAAAGCGAUUAAUGCUUCGACCAAGUUCACUCAUUCUUUGAAGAAAAGAGGGAAAAGGAAAAUCGACUAUCGGAUUCCUUCAGUCUCCAUAGAAGAUGUAAGGGAUGAAAAAGAAGAGAGCGUUGUCCUCGAGUUUCGCCGGAAGCUUCUUGAGAGAGAUUUGUUACCUCCUAGACAUGAUGAGUACCAUACUCUUCUGAGAUUUUUGAAAGCAAGGGACCUUAACAUUGAAAAAACCAUCCAAAUGUGGGAAGAAAUGCUUAGAUGGAGAAAAGAAUAUGGAACAGAUACCAUACUAGAGGAUUUUGAUUUCGAAGAGCUGGAAGAAGUUCUGCAAUACUAUCCUCAAGGCUAUCAUGGAGUUGACAAGGAAGGAAGGCCUGUCUACAUUGAAAGGCUUGGAAAAGCUCAUCCCGCUAAGCUUAUGCGUAUCACAACCAUAGAUAGAUAUCUUAAAUACCAUGUUCAAGAGUUUGAGAGAGCUCUCUUAGAGAAAUUCCCUGCAUGCUCGAUUGCAGCAAAGCGUCGUAUCUGUUCCACGACUACAGUACUGGACGUGCAAGGAUUGGGCAUGAAGAACUUUACACCAACCGCUGCAAAUCUUGUGGCUGCCAUGUCGAAGAUUGAUAACAGCUACUACCCCGAGACGUUACACAGAAUGUACAUCGUAAAUGCUGGAACAGGUUUCAAGAAAGUGCUUUGGCCUGCUGCUCAGAAGUUUCUUGAUGCAAAGACCAUCUCAAAGAUACAUGUGUUAGAACCCAAAUCUUUAUCUAAGUUACAUGAAGUGAUUGAUUCAAGUCAACUGCCAGAGUUCCUCGGAGGUUCAUGCUCUUGCUUUGGCGACGGCGGUUGUCUUCGCUCUAAUAAAGGACCGUGGAAUGAUCCUGAAAUAAUGAAGCUUAUCUACCAUGGAGACGCAUCACUCGUUAGGCAAAUCACCAGGAAACUGAGUGAUCCACAGAAUUCUUCCUCUUACAUAAGUAUACAUCCAUCGAAGGAUAUGCAAGCUGACACUUCAGCAGCUGAGUCUGUAUCUUGUUCUGAUGUUCCUACUUCUCUAAAUGGAAGAAUGUGCUCAACCUCUGCUCAUGUGAAUCAAGUUUAUGAAGAAGCUAGGUCAUCGGAUGUUAACGGGUAUUAUAGUUGCGAUGACAAGUUUACCAUACCUGGCAUAGCUACUAACCGAAAUGGCCAAGAAAGACAAUCCGAUUACCAAAUGCUCGGACUCAAUAAAAAAACUCUCGGUUUACAAGACGAAACAUCUUCACCAGGUACUCCGAUUAUCCGUUGGCUUCAAGAUUUAAAGGGAACAAUUGACAAGAUAAAAUCCGAGAACCUAGCGAAGAGGUUACUUUCGUUAAUGCUGAAACUAGCUUCAGUUUUCCGUUAUAUCCCGUUUGAGUUUUCGAGAAGGCAGAAUACCGUCACACCUUCAAGUCCAACAGAAGAUGAAACUAUGAUCAGCCUCAUCCCAACUCCUCCUAUAGAGCCUACAAUGAAAGACCGGAUUCUUCCGUGUUUGGAGCGUAUUCAUCAACUGGAGACGAAGUACGAGGAUCUCCGAAACAAACCUGUUGAAAUACCUGUAGAGAAAGAGAGAAUGUUGAUGGAUUCUCUAGACAGAAUCAAGUCGGUUGAGUUUGAUCUCGAUAAAACAAAGAGGGUUUUACAUGCCACAGUGAUGAAACAGAUCGAGAUAACCGAAAUGCUCGAAAAUCUACGGGAAUCUCAACUUCACAGAAGAAGAAGAUUGUUCUGUUAA